Molecule: messenger RNA, 3864 nt
Organism: Knipowitschia caucasica
Lineage: Eukaryota; Metazoa; Chordata; Actinopteri; Gobiiformes; Gobiidae
Source: the annotation of a GenBank genome assembly
AUGUGGGAGCCCCCCUCUGAGCACCAUGCGCCCCUCCACCGGCCCCACCCGCCCCAGACGCGCCCCUCCCACGUGAGCGCUCCCCAGGCCAAGCGCAUCACCUUCUACAAGAGCGGAGACAGCCAGUUCUCGGGGGUCAAGAUGGCCGUGCACAAACGCAGCUUCAAAUGCUUCGACGCUCUCCUGGAUGAUCUUUCCCAAAAGGUGCCGUUGCCGUUCGGCGUGCGCACCGUGACCACGCCGCGCGGGACUCACACCAUUCGACAGUUGGAGCAGCUCCAAGAUGGCGGCUGCUACCUCUGCUCCGACAGACGCCAGGUCAAACCCAUCCACACAGACCUGGCGCCCCGACAAGGAGGCUCCCGUCACGGGCCUAACCGCCUGGAGUCCGCCUCAGAGUCUCCCACGGGACACGCGCCGUACAGACAACGGCGCCUCCUGCUGGUGAAGAACACGGAGCCGGGCGUUCGCAGGAGCGUGGUUCUGAGCCGGAGAGUGACCCGCAGUCUCAGCGCGUUCUUGGAGGAAGUGUCCGACGUCAUGCGCUUUCACGUGCGCAAGUUGUACACCGUGGAGGGCCGCAAGAUUGACAACGUCCAGAGCCUGAUGACGUGCCCUAAUGUCCUGGUGUGUGUGGGGCGGGAGUCCUUCAGUCCGCUGCUGGUGAACUACAUCCAGAAAGGUUCAGAGGAGAAACUGCCGGGUGUGGGUCCUGCUCAAUCUCCCCCCUGCGGAGCGCAUUCCAGAACCAGCCAACAGAGCGAGAGCCAGGACAGCAAGAAGAAUAUGGUAAACUUUGGCCUUGAAACCAAGAAAAGCAUCAUCCACCCUCGCUCGGACUCUUCAGCUCGCUCUGCUCGUCUCUCGAUGUCGUCAGAGAAAUCCAACGGCCUCAGCACCGUGUCCCAGGGCCGCGCCGCCAUCAUGAACGAGGACAUAGAGAAACGCGUGGUCGUCAACAAGGACGGCAGCCUGUCUGUGGAGAUGAGGGUGCGAUUCCGUCUCCAAAGCGACGAAACCUUGCAAUGGUCCACCCAGAUCAAGAAGUCGCCAUCUCUGACCAACGAUUCGUGCUCGCUCAAUCAUGGCCAACCACAUUAUCUGCAACAUGAAAGUUGUUCUGAUCAGGACUGCAAUUCGUACGAACCCGAAACUGGUGACUACUCCUCUCAAUGUGGAAUGGAUACAAACGGUUGCACCUAUUGCUGCAGGCGAGAACAACCUUACGACUUGUGGAAAAACCCAGCGCAUUGCCACAAACAGCCAUGCCCUCCUUCCCGAUCGACCACCGAAAGCCGCACCAUUCUAAGGCACACCCAGUCCUCUAGCUCAAACUCAUCAUGCAACUCAACUAGAGUAGUACGCUGCCGGGCGAGACUGGUCAACUGUGAGGACGGGUCUGAACACAGCCAGAUUGUCCAGGAAGAAAUGUGUGUCACGGAGAAGCAUGUGGUUGAACAGGAAGUUAUCACGACCAGCAAUGUCGAUGGUGACGCCCCUCGACCUUCAAGCUCCAAAUCCGUGGAGGAGGAAGUGGAACGUCCCAUGUCGGCUGUUAGCGCCUCGUCACGUGUUUUGCAAGAACUCAAAGAAGAUGACGACGACGUGCCGCCAAGUGCUUCCAGAUGUGGAGGCGCUGUGUCUGAGACCUCUGAGAAUAAUGACAAACCAAUGAGAGGUUCUUCAGCAAAACAAAAUGGCAGGACUCGGGAGAACGAAGGAGCUCCCAAGGGCCAAACAUGCAGCGAAAGUCUUAUAUCUCCUUCACUCUCUGCUGCGGACGUCGCCAAAGAAAUAAAAUCUGCUGAACUUCCAGAACGCUCAAAGUCAAAGGUGAGCAGAUCCGGCAACAAGAGUCAAAGAAGCAAGAAGGAGGCGGAGCCAGAGCUGACCCCGUCCUGUCUGCCCAAUGCGUCCGCUAACGAGGUUGUCACCGACUGGCUGAGCCGCAUUCCCGCCAACGUCUCAGCUCUUGAAGAUGACGAGGAAGAGAAGGGUGUAGAAGAUAUUGAGAAUGAGAUGAGUGAAGGGAAGGUGAAGUGUGACGGGGAUGAGGAGAAGGUAGAGCAGAGCGAGACAAGGAAGGAAGGAACAAAGAAGGAAGAAGGAGCGGUAGAAACGUUUGAGAUUCGGCCGAUCGGGAUGGAGACCGAGAACUCACUGCCCAAGAGCUGGCACUCGUCUGCGGCGGUGAUGAAGGUCCUGCUCAGCUCGUCUCUGGGGAGAUGCCGGAGCAUGCCUGAGGUGUCUCCGGUUUACGGUCGCCGCCUCAGCACCUCAGCUAAAGAGUUAUUGGACUGUCUGACCCAGCUCCAGCUCAUCGAAUCAACAGGGAACCACUACUCUGUCCAGAAGGACCAACACCCGCAGUUCCAGGACAUCAUUUCCAUCCUGCAAUCCCUUUGGCAGGCCGAACCUGGGGACCUCAAAGACCACAAAGACCCCAACGGGACCGAGCGGGUCUCCCCACCUCGGUCUUCGUCUGGGGUGGGCAUGAGCAGCGGGUCUGGAGGGUCUGCCAAGGAAAACACCCACCAAGAAUAUGAAUCAAAACAGAAUAAGGCGGUGAAAAACAAAAUGGAGGACACUUCGGAAACUCCCGAUGGGGCAAAAGCAACAGAAAACCCUUCGUCUAUGGAUAAAAAUGUCAAGACUCCGACCGAUACUGAGCUGGACACACAAGAAGGUUCUAAGUCUGAGAGCUCGCCCACGGACGCUCACGCUCAUCUGUCCAAACGCCAAUCACACGACCCAGACCCCAUGUGGGUGUUGAGUCUGCUCAGGAAGCUGGAAAAGCAGUUCGUGAACCAUUACGUGUCCGCCAUGGCCGAUUUCAAAGUGAAGUGGGACCUGGAGGACAGUUUGAUCCUGGAUAAGAUGAUGGCCGAGCUGCAGGACGAGGUGAGCCAGAGGAUUGAGAGAAGUGUGGAGAGGGAGGUGAAGAAGAUCCAGAGCAGGGCGGGAAAAAUAGCAAGAUUCUCGCGACUGAUCCCAGACCACUCCACGGACUCCACCACGACGGACAAACGCAAGCGGCUGCUCAAGGUCAUUAAAAAGCAUUCGGCCAAAACCGCAGAUUCUUUGAGCGAUGACAACGGAGAGAAUAGCGACCAACGCAGCGAUGACGAAUACUGCCCCUGCGACGCCUGCUUCGCAAAGAAAAUGGCCGCCCGUCCCGUGAAAACCAACCCGAACGCCAUCAAGGCCCCGGUGCAGAUGGAGUUCGAUCUGGUCAAAAUCCUAAUGUUAAAGUCUUCUCCCGUCGCAGCAAAACCACCUCCGGCUUCGCCCAAGGCUGAGGUUAAAAACGAGGAGGUUAAGAAAGUUGUGGAGGAGGAAGUGAGGAACUUAGAAGUAGUAGAAGAAGAAGAGGAAGAGGAGGAAGAGGAGGAAGAGGAGAAUACUGUGGAAGAGUCCAAGUGUUGUAGUGAGUGCAGCAGCGAUCAGGACGAAGAAGAAACCGGAGACAGCGACAGAGAAACGGUGAGAGAGAAAGUGUCGCACAAAGAGACGAUAGAAGCAGUGGAAGAGAGUGAAGAGGCGUCCGAGGAACAGCAGAGCGGAGCAGCCGUGAGCGCCACUGAAGCUGACGACGCCGAUGUGGAGGACUCAGGGACAGAAGACAAGUCAGAUCUGGAGGAGGAGAACAAGCAACACAGCCCUCUGCCGCACCAGGGCACUAGGACCUCAGUGGAGCCCCAGCCUGGAUCCAUGGAGGACUUAACCCAAGCCUCCGGGACCAAGACCAUGGACCUCCCCAGACUGGCUUCUCCCGGCGGGACUCCCCAGAAGAGGAGCAGGUCCCCGGCCAGAGUCAAGCGCAGAAAAGGCCAGAACAGCGACGGCGACUUGGACAAUGUUUAG